AUGGCCAAAUGCAGCCACACCUCAUUAUACAACGAUUGCAGCCCUGCCGCUCAAGAUGCAGGCUUUAAAAGACCACCGAUGAAUAAAAUUUUGGCAGCGAUUUCGCAUAAUGGCAAACGACCCAGAGAUCCUGUGCUUCAACAAGACGCCAUGAAGAACCCGUGGACGUUUCCCGGACCUUUGGUGCUUCCAGAUGACGAACUGGCCGUGGAGCCUGAUGAUGAUGGACAGACAUUCAAGGAAUGGCUUGAUAUGGAUGAAGAGGAAAGAAAUCAAGUCACAACAGAAAAGAAGACUAUUUACGUCAUCUUACCGCCUACAAUUCCUCAAGAUUUGGAGGAGACGAUGAAGGAUUGGCAUAAACCUGUUCUGCCUGGAGCAUCACCUCGAGAUUUGAAUAAGUGGACGUCUUCGCCACCUCAAGUAAACGAUUUGAUUAAAUAUCUACGCGCCUUUUAUCAUGGUAUGGACGUUGUGCAGUAUCCUGAGACCUUCACAUGGCGACCCUGGGACGAGAAGCCAAAAGCAAAAGCACGCUCAAAAACAACAAAAAUCGGAUUGGAAACGCCUGGAGAACCAGAAAUAUGGGACGUCAGAUGUCGACCAUCUUUGGACGGACGUGCUAGAAUGCAAGUCAACUUGGACGAUGUUGCAGAUGCUCUUCUCCAAAGAAUAUCCAAUGAUGCUUACGCUGUGAUCAUGCUAACCGACUAUGACUUGUAUGAAGAUGAGGAUGACGACUUUACAGUUGGAAGAGCAUGGGGUGCGAGUCGAGUCUGCAUCGUUUCCUCUUUUCGAUAUAAUCCUUCUUUGGAUGCACCAGCUGGUAUAGAUCGAACGCACAUGUGGCCGAACUCUCACUGCAAAACAUUCGUGGAUAACGAGUGCAAAGCUGCUACAGAAGAAGGAGAACCUCGUGUUGCGAAAAGAGCGAAGAAAUCGAGCAGUGCAGCCUAUGGAAAACCACCGCCCGACUCUGCACUCAGCCUCGCCGUCCAAGCAGCAAAACGAGUCCCCAAGCUCACAACAAGAGAUGAACUUGCAAGUUACUGGUUCGCCCGUCUAGCCGUCACGGUAUCACACGAACUAGGUCACUGUUUCGGCUUUGCACACUGUCCGUAUUACGCCUGUGUCAUGCAAGGUGUGAAUAGCGUCCGACAAGAUGGUCAAGUACCUCCUUACCUUUGUCCAGUAUGUUCAGCCAAGUUGGCCUGGGAACUUGGACCGUUAUUGAGUGGUAGUGGAAGUCUGACUGAGAAGCAAAGGCUUUGGGUUGGAGAGCAGAUUAUUGCUUUGAAGGAGUUUUGUGGAGGAUGGAGUCAUGUUUCUCAGUUUGCGGGCUUUGAGGCUUGGCUAGGGAAGGGGUUGGAUGAUAUGAACGAAACGUGA
Fusarium venenatum is the source of this 1389-nucleotide messenger RNA. RefSeq lists its product as uncharacterized. Gene Ontology annotation, biological process: proteolysis. Gene Ontology annotation, molecular function: metallopeptidase activity. NCBI's taxonomy places the organism in Eukaryota, Fungi, Ascomycota, Sordariomycetes, Hypocreales, Nectriaceae. The record is from RefSeq and is a predicted model, not a curated record.